Messenger RNA from Achroia grisella, 6343 nucleotides. RefSeq lists its product as uncharacterized. The transcript has 10 exons. Gene Ontology annotation, molecular function: neurexin family protein binding. Gene Ontology annotation, cellular component: plasma membrane; exocytic vesicle. Bases 329 to 6076 code for a protein of 1915 amino acids. NCBI's taxonomy places the organism in Eukaryota, Metazoa, Arthropoda, Insecta, Lepidoptera, Pyralidae. Gene Ontology annotation, biological process: exocytosis. The record is from RefSeq and is a predicted model, not a curated record.
UAUAGGUUGGUGUUGUUUCUCGCCGCCGCCGGCUUGAACUACCGGUUCAACGACAACGAUCGAACGAACGCCGUAAAACGAACAUUUUUGUAUUUUAAAUUAGUACAAAUGUACAAUUUUGUGUACCUAUUCAAGUUUUGACAAUGCUAUGUGCGUAACAAAGUGCACGGUAUACCUUAAACCCUAUUCGUAAGUGCAUAGCGGUAAUACAAAACCUGAUUUUAUGACUUCGAUGUAAGUAUACCUACGUAAAAGUGUUAUAGAGUGACGUUCCUUUAAACUUGUAUAUUUUAUUUUGACUGUUUUGUGUUGAUUAAUAUUGUCUUCUAUGUCUCAUCGGACCCAGCCAAAAGUCAAAGAUCUCAUCAAUGUAGCCACGAUGCAGACAACACGUGAAUCUAGCAGACAAAAACGUUGUAACAAAAGACGUAACUCGAGAAAAAAGUCCUUGUCACCAUCCGAUUUGAAAUGUUCCCGCGGCGACACAAAAACAGACAACAAACUGAAUGGCAAACGUUCAUUAUCAGAAGGAUCAAUGAAGGUGAAACACAGAAAAAGUAACAUACGUCGAACAUUAACGCAUCCCUUCACAUGUACUGAUGAUAUUAGGGAUGUAACUAUGAAUGGAGUGUUCAAUAUGAACGUAAAAGUGGACCCUCCACCUGCUGAAAGUGAUGAAUCCAACCUGCCCCCAACCAGUAGUGAUAGGGACACUGAGGACGAUGGACGAGUGCCAACAAGACUCGUUCCACGAUGGUCCAAAUGGGACUCCGGGAGUGAGAUGGAUUCCUUGGUGUCAACGGUUGUGAGGAGAGCGUCGGCGCGACGUCGCAGGACGCCCGCAAACCCAGAGUGGGGCGUCACCAGUGAACCGGCCGAGGCAAGUGAACCAGAGGCCGGUCGUAUGCGUCCCGAGGACUACCGCCUCGUAUUCCUCAGUUCAGAUUCCUCUUGCCGUGAAGAUACCGAGGACUCUUCAUCGACGGCGUCUUCAGCCGCGCCGCCCGCGCCCGACGACUGUGAUUGGGAUUACUUCGAGCCGGGCGCGGCGGCGGCUUUACCUCUACCACCCACCACAAAACACACACCGCAGGCCUGUCCAAGGCCUUGUUCUUGUGGUGCUGAACCUCGCAUCGUUGCCGUACCAGUGCCAGUGCCUGUUCCCGUACCUGCCGCGCUUUGGCCCACAUUACUCGCCUUUCCAACACAACCACCACCAACGCCACAUUGGAAUACGUACCCUGGUUUCCCACCUCUAGAUGCCGCCGCCCUUGCACGUCUCACUACGGCUGCCGCCGUCGCUGUCACCGCCGCCGCCACAGCCUCCGCCUCCGCUUCUGUUUUACCCCAAACGCAAAAACUGGAAAUGACCACAGUAGAAAGGACCGAUAAGGCGAUACAAUCCAAAACGUCACAAGCGCUGCCGCAUGAUACCGAUAAAAGUGAUAACGUUAUUGAACAAACAAACAACCGCGAAUCGCCAGUCGGAAUAAAGGUGAUAGCCGAGGAGGACUCUUUAUCAGUAUUAUCGGAGCAGGCAGAUAUUGUACCAGGCCACCUAAAUGCAGAAAAAGCCUUCCACUCAUCGACUGAAUCUAGAGAUUCGAGUGAUUCCGAGGGAGGUAUAGCACGAAGAAGUUAUGAUGUGACAAGUGGUGCACCUGAUGAGCCAGCGACAUCAGAUGAAGAUUCAGAUGACUCGGGAGGGGGAGGGGGACGAUUUUCACGAGUAUUUGUAGUGAAUCCUGUAGACUCGUCAUCAGACAUGGAAGAUAACGGUGAUAGUAGCGGGAUUGACUGUGAUGAUCCUUACGACAAGAAAACUGAUAACUUAGACAUAAAUGCUCUGGAAGUGCCAAUUCAAAAUGAGGGCAAUUUUAGCCCGGAGCAAAAUAAUGAUGAUAUUUCACAGGAUAAUUACAGUGUAGUACUUUUAGAUUCUAUAAAUUUUUCACAGGAACACGAAACUAUUCCAUAUGGAACCAAUAGUAACGAAAGUGAUAAUGUAUUAAAAAUGUCAAAUUUUAUUAAAUUUUGUGACGAAAAUAUGCUUCAAAGUGAAACUUGUGAGGAAUUUAAUAGUUUUAAUGCAAGUUGCGGUACAAGUAGUGAUAAUUUUGAUAGUAAAAAUUGUUCAGAUAACGACAAUAAUCAACAUAAAAUUAUACCAGAUAGCAAAAAGUACGAUCUAUUAGAUAAUACUUUCAAUACAGAAAGUAACAUGAAAGUAAAAGUCUCGGUAGAGUUGCCUAAUGAGAAAUUUAAUAACGAAAAAAUAAUUUCUAAUAAAAUUCCGCCCAAAUCAUCGAUGCAAUUAGCGCCAUCACCGGAACCCGAGUAUGGUAAUCCAUCGAGUACAUUAACCGAAGAAAAAAUAGAUCUAUUUAAAGGUAUUCAACGUACAUUGAGCGAACUGUUAAAGAAAGAAUUAAUGGAGGAUCAAGAUGAGGUGAAAAUGUACAAUGCGCAGCCGGUUAGCACGGAGGAGGCGGGGGGCGCAAGCGCACCUGCCGCCACAACAGUUUGCCGCUCGCGCAGCGCACGUACGGACGCUUCCGCGCGCUUCACUAGCCGCGUUAUGAUAACGCACGACUGCGUCUCCGUAGUCACGUCGGAUACGACGCGGCUUAUGCGGGACAUAACAGUGCAUCACACCAACUUACAAAACGAACCAGAAUCAAACGGACAACAUAACGAAACCGAAGAACGAAUAUCCGACGACGAAGUGCCACAGCCUUCAAGCGGAGUGACUGUGGUUAGUAAUGCCGACACUCUCUCGGCGGUCGUGUGUCUCGAGGAGGGGCUUGCAGACGACGAUUCAUGGGUCGAGGACGUCAGCCAUGACGACGAUGAGGCCACUUCACCUUCAGAUACAGAUUCGGGGGAUGAAGCGAUGUUACCCACCCGAGGGGAAGAUUUUGCAUAUUGUCGGCGUUCCAUAGACUUCACUUUACACACAAUUGUCGAAGAAAGCUGCGAAGAAAGCGAAACGGAACACACAACCAAGAAACCGCGACCUGUAUCCGCUACGGAAUUUGAAAAAUAUUUUUUCUUCGGCUUAGGCGACGGGAGAAAUAUUCGUGACGAUGAAGAUCAAGUGUCGGAAGCGUCAAGCGUGUGCAGUGAGGGUGGUGAAUCUAUUGUCGAUAAUGAACAACCGAAAAGAAAUAGUGAUAAUGAUGAACUGGCGUCUUCCCGUUUAGAAAAAUAUUUCUUGUCUGGAUUUAUGGGUUUCAAUCAAGAAAGACGUGAUUCAGAUGGUUCUGGAAGUGUUGGUAGUGACAGCGAAGGGAAACAGAGUCCGGAGCAACGGCGGAAACGGUUAGUUCGUGCUCGUGGAACCCCGCGAUCGCAUUCUUCGUCGUUAGACAACUUGUUGACCGGGGAAGAACCUUGUCAGGAUACCCAGGAAGUAUCAGAUGGGUCUAGUACAGAGACAGAAGUACGACAUGACUCGUCCGAACGACUUGAUAUGCAAGGUGAGUCAAAAAGAAAAAAGCAAAACAAAAAAACGCGCGGCUCACCUGCAGACGAACGACGUCAAUCGACAGAAUUUCCUGAGGAAACACGGGACGACACUAGGUCAGUUUCUGAGGGAGAAGAUGGUCGGUCUACACCUCGCCCAGAGUUCCCACCGCUUGGAUCUGAACUUACAGAAUCCAAGAAACAAGCUAGUAGAGAUAGCGGUUUUGUAGGCAGCUGUGAUGAUUUAUUAAGAAGUGGUGAUUCUAGUUCAGAGUUUACUAGAUCUCACGAACCUAAAAUAGAGUUAGAAGAAAUAAUUGAAGAAAUAAGGCCCGACAUUGAGGAUCGUAUAGAGGGCCCCCCCUCGUCCCAUCCACCUUCAAGUUCAUUAACACGUAAGGAUAGCUUUAAUAAUUGGUCCUCUGACGAGGAAACCAAUCUUAUGAUGUCAAAAAUGAGACAAUUUUUCAAGCAAAUGAUUCAUUCUACAAAUAAUAAAACCACAUCUUCCGUAUCAUCCAAUUCAGAAAGCUCGCGGCCACCAAAACCGCCUCAACUUUUAUAUUUCGAAACUGAAUUAACAAGACUUAUGAAAACGGUACCUGGUAUACGAGACGAGGAAGUACGUGAAAUGGUGGAAUAUCUGUCCAGUGAAGAUACAUGGAGUGAUUCGUAUGAUUCAUCGGAUUAUGCUGGAUCUGAUUUAGAGGGUAACGCAGCCACUAGAUCGGCAUUAAGAAAACAGAUAUCGGAUAGUUGUCGUGAAAUAAUUGACGAAUUUGACCGUGGUAAUAGUGAAGCUGGGUCUCUGGAGCGAGAUGCGGUUGGAGCAUAUCAAAGAUUAGCAGCAACGCUGGGACGUGCGGGUGAAGGUUCUCCACCAUUAUUCGGGAAAGUUAUGCGCCAUAUAGGAGGCAGACUAGUAGCUCUAAUGCAUGACGUAUCUGCCGGUGCAUCUCCUAGUACCGAUGAUGAUAGCGCAUCAGAACCAGGAGCAUUGGCACGGAGUCGAUCCCACGACAUUCUGGAGCCAACGGCAAGUAGAGGAAGUGUUACUAGUGAUAGUGAGAGGUUUUCAUGGCGAGGUAGUUUUGAAUCUGCAUUACUUGCGACGGAUUCACGCGGUACAUUAGGAGGCCCAGGGUGUGAAGCAAGGCGAUCACCAGCUGGUGCUGAUUUGGCAGCCCAAAAGUCACAUUCUCGGAGCUGUGGUGCCAUCGGUGGCAGCGAAGAUCGAUUGUGGCGUGGGAGGAGACGAGCUUCUGCACCAGAUGCAGAGUCUGAGGAGGAACAGCGAUCAGGUUCGCUACCACGUUUACCGUCAAUCACGGGAACCAACACCGCGCCAUCAGGGCCAGUGAAAUCGGCUCGCUAUCGAGCUCCCGGUUUCCGUACAGCCACUCGAGCUGCAUCAGCACCGGGACUGCAUGCACCGAGGAGACGGAGACUACCACCAACACCCCAACAGCCCCCACCAGCAGCGCCAGCGUCUGCUCCUAGCUUACAGGAUGAAACCUUUAUAUCAGAAACGCUGUCGCCCGGCCAUGCAACAUUACCGCGCCGGUCUAACUCGCCGCUACCACACGAAAGGGAUCUGCUGGACAGAGACCAUGGGUACCCGAUCAACAGGAGUGGUCUACAGGCUCGUUCUGAGUCUAUGGCGUCUGUCUACUCUGGAGCUGGUGAGGGAACACGUGCCAGUGUGGCGGUGCGCGGUGAAGUGGAGAUCUCUCUUUUGUACAAUUAUCGGCUUGGCGUGUUCGAAGUCGGCGUCAAACGGUGCCGAGACUUGGCACCUAUUGACGUGAAGCGGAACCGAUCGGAUCCUUAUGUCAAGGUUUACCUAUUACCUGACAAAUCAAAAGCCGGCAAAAGGAAGACUAAAGUGAAGAAGAACACGCUCAACCCCGUGUUCGAGGAGACGCUGAGCUUCCUCCAGCCGCUGGCCUCGCUGUCCUCGCGGACACUGUGGCUCAGCGUGUGGCACGCCGACAUGUUCGGACGGAAUGACUUCCUCGGCGAGGUCACUUUGCCGCUGGCCGACGUCGUGUUCGACGACCCCGCGCCCAUGUGGCACAAGUUGCACGAGAGGACGGAGCAAUUCGACGAGCAGCACGGUAUCCGCGGUGAUCUUAUCAUCGGACUAAAAUUCGAGAUGCACGACAGCGGCUCGACGCGCGGCAAAGGAACACUACACGUAUUGGUCAAGGAGGCAAAGAACCUCGUCGCUACUAAGCCGAACGGAUUGGCUGACGUAUUUUGUAAAAGCUAUCUACUCCCGGAGCGUGGCCGGCUCGCUAAGCAGAAGACGAAUGUGACGAGACGCACUCUGAAUCCUCGAUGGGAGCAUACGUUCACAUAUAGGGGACUGAAGUUGCAGGAGCUCAGCACUCGCGCCUUAGAGCUCAGCCUGUGGGAUCGGGAUAGACUUGCUUCUAAUGAGUUCAUGGGCGCAGUCCGACUCUCGCUUGGAACUGGAUCUUACAUGGGGGCCAACGUCAACUGGAUGGACAGCGUUGGCAAAGAAGUGACACUAUGGCAGACUAUGAUGCAACGUCCUAAUUUCUGGGUUGAAGGUUCCCUACCCUUAAGGCCUCAACUCCACAACUAAAUGCCCACUAUCACUUUUGUGACCAACUUCUUUAGUGUACUAAUUAUUUGUUUGCACAAUUUAAAUGUAUAAGGAAUAAUAUUUGAAUUGUGUGAACCCAAGUAUGUACCUUUGUGCAUCGAAAUUAUAGUUAAGUGCAACUGCAUGUUUCCGUUUUAUAUUCCAAGUUUGUUGUAACGGUAAAAGUCCGCCUACAAUAAUGGAGUUAAUUUAUCUAAGAUUUCGGAUCAUUAUAUCAAAUUAAAACAUUAUAUUUUACUUUUUGUA